AUACAAAUUAAAAGAGGCAAGUGUUUGUCUACUUUUUUGAUUCCGAAAAUACCCUUAAUGAUUGCCUACCUCAGAUCAACGCUUCCUUAGCAACUUCCGCGCAGCGUUCCCAAAUGACAAACCCCAAACAACACCCAGACUCGCGCCUCCAAAUUGAAGCAGGGCACACGCCUCACACCAACGAGUCAACGACCAUCAAAUCUGCCAGCUUUUCCUCACCCACUCCUACUAAUGACCUUCUCGCCAAGGCAAAAAAAUUCUUUUUCCACCAUUCCCACAACCCAAAAUCUUUUCCUGCGGCAGCCUCUAUUGUUGUUCGCCAUUGCCCGCCACCCAAAAACUCUUCUUGCCGCAACGUUCAUCGUUUCACAUGUAACAACCGUUAAACCCUAGCUAUCAAAUAUGGUUGAGCAAGCAGCAUUGCGAAGGAUGAGGGAUACUACUUUUGGUAUAGGAUGGGUCGUAACGCAACUGAUCUUUCUUCCAAGGCUAUGUUGCCACUGGAAAGCUCUCAUUUCACUCUCGAAAGUUCUUCUAAAUUUAGAAUUUUUUCCCAGAUUGUCGGCUCCACAUGAAUCUGACAGUCAGCUCGUAUCACGGCGUCGGCAGGAGCAAGAGUUGCAGAUCAUAUCCGAGGACUGCACAACUAAGAAGAAGAAGCCUGGACAGGAUAAGGAUGUAAUGGAGGAGGUUCACAAAACCCAUCAAGCAAUUCAGUCUGCCAGAUCACUAGACAAGUCAAUUUCAACCCUUCAAAUGGAGUUAGCUACCACUCAAAGUUCUCAUGAGGUGAGGAGGACUGAUGAGUCCACCCUGUCUCAUGAGGACUCACAAAGGAAGAAAGCUUUCAUAGUUAUUGGAAUAAAUACUGCUUUUAGUAGUAGGAAGAGGCGUGAUUCCGUUCGACAAACUUGGAUGCCUCAAGGUGAGAAGCUUCUUCAAUUAGAAAAAGAGAAGGGAAUCAUCAUCCGAUUCAUGAUUGGCCACAGUGCAACGUCCAACAGCAUAUUAGAUCGAGCUAUUGAUUCAGAAGAUGCUCAGCAUAAGGACUUUCUUAGGCUGGAACAUGUAGAAGGAUACCACGAAUUGUCCGCAAAAACCAAAACUUUCUUCUCCACUGCUGUUGCAAAAUGGGAUGCCGAUUUCUACAUUAAAUUGGACGAUGAUGUCCAUGUCAAUUUGGGCAUGCUGGCUGCAACUCUUGCCCGUCACCGAUCAAAGCCCAGGGUGUACAUUGGGUGUAUGAAAUCUGGGCCUGUUCUUUCUCAAAAGAAUGUCAAGUACCAUGAACCUGAGCACUGGAAAUUUGGAGAGGAAGGGAACAAAUACUUCAGACAUGCAACUGGGCAGAUUUAUGCUAUCUCAAAGGAUUUGGCCACAUAUAUAUCAAUCAAUCAGCCCAUAUUGCACAAGUAUGCCAAUGAAGACGUGUCCCUUGGUUCAUGGUUUAUUGGUCUUGAAGUUGAGCACAUUGAUGAGCGCAAUAUGUGCUGCGGUACUCCACCAGAAUGCGAGUGGAAGGCACAGGCCGGUAAUGUAUGCAUUGCAUCGUUUGACUGGAGCUGUAGUGGAAUUUGCAAAUCCGUGGAGAAAAUGAAAUUUGUUCAUGAAAGGUGCGGUGAAGAGGAGGCAGCUGUUUGGAGCACUCUAUUCUAACGUAAUCCUUUUCUGACUGAGAUUCUUGUCAAAAAUCAAUGGAGCGACAUAUUCUUCAGCCAACUGGAAUGAAGGAGACAGUUUCCAAUAGUUGAGAUUGUACAAUCCAUACAUAUACAUUCAGAUUUCCAAAGACUGCCUCUGCAUGGUAACCUUCAAAUUUACAGGCAACAGCAGAAGUGUUUAUUGAAUACUAAAUGUUUUUUUAUCAGAUCGAAAGUAACUUAUGCACAAAGUGAUUCCUUCAAACUGGAGAUGACAAUGUAAUUUGGGGAAAUUAUAAAGAGGAUGUAUUUCUUGUGAAUUUGCGCCCUCGAGGUGAAGUCUUAUCCACAGAGUAGGUUGAAUAUUUUAGAUAUGCUUUCAA
This is a messenger RNA of Rhododendron vialii, 2023 nucleotides long. RefSeq names its product beta-1,3-galactosyltransferase 7-like. The record is from RefSeq and is a predicted model, not a curated record. Lineage: Eukaryota; Viridiplantae; Streptophyta; Magnoliopsida; Ericales; Ericaceae. The coding region runs from base 403 to 1656 and encodes 417 amino acids. The transcript has 12 exons. Gene Ontology annotation, cellular component: Golgi membrane. Gene Ontology annotation, molecular function: beta-1,3-galactosyltransferase activity.